AAACCAUUUCCCAUGAAGUCGCCUCCUUAUCGCACCGGCUUUGCCGGCUCAUGAAGCAUGAUUGAAGCAGAGGAUCGUUUAGUCCGGUCCGAGCGGUUUGAUUGAACACAUCUUCGGAUGUGUCUCGUCCAGUGAAACAGUUCAAAACAAAAUUACAAGAUGCGUCACAAGUGGUUGCUGCUUAUGUGUGUUGGUGUUAUCUUAGUACAGGCAACGUUGGCCAAUACUGAGGAUGGUUCAAACAGCCAAAAUGAACCUGAAGAAGGAGAAAAUCAAGCUGAAGUUUCGGACCAGCAAUCAACUCAAUCCCCAAGCGUUGAUGAACAAAAUGCAGAUAAAGACUUUGAAAAUGACUCCAUGAACCCAGAAAACAAUUCAACUGAUACUGAUACAGCUACUGCAAAGCCCCAGAAAGAGACUGCCAACGAUGAGCAUGUUCAUUCAAACAGGGAAUCUAAAGCCGUUAUACCAGCAGUUGGACGAACCACAACCAAGAAGCCAUCCUACAUCUGUACCAAAUCAAAUCUCAACUACGAUUGCAUACUGCAAGACGUACGGCUAAACCACAACGAACCCAAUGUUUUCGGUCUCGGUUGGAAAAACAAUGAUCAAAAGAAUGUCACUUUCACUAACUCCAGAUUGCAGUAUUUGCCAAAACGAUUAUUUGAAGCAUUUCCGGAGAUGGAAUUGUUGAAUGCUGAAGACCUUCAGAUAGAAGAAAUUGAACAUCAAGCUUUUAGAUAUGCCAGAACGUUAAAAACGUUAUACCUUAAAAGAAAUUUAAUCUCAAACAUAGACACGUUCAAAGGAGUACCCUUGUUAGUUCACCUAGAUCUAUCUAAUAAUAAAAUAACUAAAAUUAAAAACGGAGCUUUUGAAAGAAACACAAAACUCGAACGGCUCUUUAUAAACCAAAACCACAUUUCAGAGCUGCCAGGCUUCCAAAACAUUGAUAAUCUUGAAGAGCUAAAUUUGUCAAAUAAUGAUCUUCAAGCAAUAUCUGACACCCACUUCAGGGGCAAUCCCAUGCUGAAAAGUUUAGAUGCAUCUUACAACCAACUUAGACACUUUAAUUUGAACCAACUCAAUGAUAAGCCAAAUCUGUCUUUCAUAUCUGUAAGCUUUAAUAAUCUUGAAAGCCUUUACAUUCCAGGACAAGUUCAAAAAUUGGAUGCUCGAAAUAAUUCUAUUAGUUAUGUCAAUGCCAAUUCCUGUUCACUUCAAAAUUUAUACUUAUCAAACAAUCAAAUUACAGACAUAUCAGCAUUGCGCAACUGUAGAGGCAUGAUAAUUUUAAAUUUGUCACAUAACAAACUCCAAAGCAUUGAUUUGAUCGAUGCUAUGCCUGAAUUAAGCAAUUUGAAUGUUGCACACAAUCAAUUAUUUGAAAUAAAUUUUCCAGCAAAGCCGGAACAUCCUCUACAAAUUUUAGAUUUAUCAUAUAAUAAGCUUAGCUUUGGACCCACUAACAAAUUUGAUCAAAUGAAAACUCUCAAGUUGAAUAACAACAAUUUUAUUGAAUUUAAAUUUGGUGGAAUGAUGAAGAGUCUCAAUUACGUACUACUAAGCAACAAUGAGUGGAGUUGUGAGAAAAUCACGCAAAUAAUGCAAGAAAAAAGAGAAAUAGUUUUCGAUAAAAAUGAAACCUGCAUAAAUUCUCAGGCUAGAUUACUAAAUGGGAUUUGCUGCAAGGACUACAAGCGUGCUUUUAAUGAUCGCCUAAAAGAGAUGAUUCAAGAAAUUUUUGUUCAUGAAAAUGUAAACAAAAAAGAUCUAGAGACAUGCAAAACAACCAAACCAGCGUUUGGAGUGAGUCAACCUAACGUCCAAACGAUGCAUAACAAAAUUGCUGAACUGGACAGUUCUAAAAGAGAAAUGUUCAAUGAACUGGAGACCGUGAAAAGUCAAAUUGCACACAUCGAACAGGAAAUCACAAGUAACACAACAAGGCAAUAUAAACUUCAAACACUAAACCAAAGUUUUAAACAGUUAAUUGAACAAUAUCGAGGAAAUUACGGAAUACCCAAAGAAGGUCUGAUCAGUCCUUCCAAGACGCUUGAGAAAGUAGAAAAGUACACCCAGGAUAGAAAACGUAACAGCGAAAAUCUGUUAGCACGUCGGACAAAUGAAGUUGAAGCAACCAAUGCUCGCAUGGAAAGUAAGAAUUCGGAGAAGUUUACCUCACAGAGUGAAAAUGAAAGACUUGAGGCAGUGCUGAAAAAUAUAAAGACAGAAGAAUCUAAAUUAAAGAAAGAGAAACAACUUUUAGAGAAAACAUGGAACAGAAACUCCCCAAGUGUACAUGGGUAGUGUGGAAUGAGAAACUGGCAAAAACUAAUAAAUACUGAUGUUUUUUUUUUAA
Culex quinquefasciatus (southern house mosquito) is the source of this 2362-nucleotide messenger RNA. Its product is annotated as toll-like receptor 4. The record is from RefSeq and is a predicted model, not a curated record. Gene Ontology annotation, molecular function: protein binding. The coding region runs from base 160 to 2310 and encodes 716 amino acids. Lineage: Eukaryota; Metazoa; Arthropoda; Insecta; Diptera; Culicidae. The transcript is spliced from 5 exons.